CAGUGGGGAGCGCGAGAGCUCACUUCUCUCUCAACACUGCCAGGGCUGGAGGUGGGCGCCCAGCACCAAGACAGCCGACCCAUGGCUCUGCCCUGCGCCCUGGGGCUCGGGACCCUGCUGGCCCUACCAGGGGCCCUGGGCUCAGGCGGCAGCACUAAGGACGGCUCUGACUCUUCUGUCACCAUCGUCUUGCUGCUGCUGCUGCUCCUGCUGCUGGCCACUGGCCUGGCACUGGCCUGGCGCCGUCUCAGCCGUGACUCGGGGGGCUAUUACCACCCAGCCCGCCUGGGGGCCAUGCUGUGGGGCCGCACGCGCCGCCUGCUGUGGGCCAGCCCCGCAGGUCGCUGGCUUCGGGCCCGGGUUGAGCAGGGAUCACCGGACAAUGACCCUGAGCUGCAGGAGGAUGAUGAGGACGCCGAAGACUACGUCAUGGAUGGCGGCCUAGGGAUGGCUGAACCCCAGGAAGAGGAGAAGCUGUGUGGAGAAGGGCCCAACCCACGGCAGGCCCCAGACCAGGCCGAGGAGGCCCAUGACGGCGACGAUGAGGGGGGCCUGUGCCUCAGCACGCAUGGGCCGGCGGGCUCGGGGGGCAGCGCCGAGGCCCUGCUCAGCGACCUACACGCCUUUGCUGGCAGCGCAGCCUGGGAUGACAGCACUAGAGCAGCCGGGGGCCAGGGCCCCCACGUCACCGCACUGUAGCGACCAGCCUCAGUCUCCAUCACACCCAUACUCACUGUGCCUCUGCUUCCCAAGCUGCCAUAGCUGGACAUGCCCUGCCCUAGACCCAUCAACCACACCCUGCAAAGACUGUAACUCCCCCACCUGCUCCCGUCCCUGUCGCCCCAUCCACCGGAACAGAGAGCAGCCUUUAGAAAUAAAGCUCUCCAGUCUCCAUCCCAAGGUGCUGUGGUCCUGUGGCAACCCCUCCCUCCCCAGCAGGGGCUCCUGCUGGUAUGACCCCGCCCGCUCCUGCCCGUGUCCAA
This is a messenger RNA of Trichechus manatus latirostris (Florida manatee), 983 nucleotides long. It is a transcript of the gene PTPRCAP, whose product is annotated as protein tyrosine phosphatase receptor type C associated protein. The coding region runs from base 82 to 699 and encodes 205 amino acids. The transcript has 2 exons. The record is from RefSeq and is a predicted model, not a curated record. NCBI's taxonomy places the organism in Eukaryota, Metazoa, Chordata, Mammalia, Sirenia, Trichechidae.